Geodia barretti is the source of this 1320-nucleotide messenger RNA. Lineage: Eukaryota; Metazoa; Porifera; Demospongiae; Tetractinellida; Geodiidae. The record is from the annotation of a GenBank genome assembly.
AUGAAGGGUUAUCGAGUCAUUCGCAAGGGCGGUUGGGACACCCACGGUUUGCCGGUGGAACUGGAAAUUGAAAAAGAGCUGGGUUUCACCUCGAAGCGGGAGAUUGAGGAGUACGGGAUAGCCGAGUUCAAUCAGCGUUGCCGUGAAAGCGUUUUCCGCUACGUGAAAGACUGGGAAGUGAUGACCGAUCGGAUCGGUUACUGGGUUGACAUGGACGACCCUUACGUAACCCUGGAGAAUGAUUACAUCGAGACCGGAUGGUGGAUACUGAAACAGUUUUGGGAUCGCGGCCUGCUCUACCAGGACCGCCGCGGGACGCCGCACUGCCCGCGCUGCGUUUCCAGCCUGUCGUCCCACGAAGUGGCGUUGGGAUACCGCGAAAACACACCAGAUCCGUCAGUGUUCAUCAAGUUUGAAGCGACCACCCUGGUUGGACGGCGCAGCGCCGGAAGUGCCGACGUAUCUGCUGGCCUGGACAACGACGCCGUGGACGCUGCCCGGCAACACCGCUUUGGCGACGCUGACCCCGAUAUCUGCGAAGAAUUGACCGAGCGAAAUCUGCUCUAUCAUCAGGGCAUAUACCGACACACUUAUCCGUUCUGCUGGCGUUGCGACACCCCGUUGCUCUACUACGCCAAGACAUCCUGGUACAUCCGCACGACCGCGGUUAAGGACAGGCUGGUGUCUGCCAAUAGCGACAUCAACUGGUACCCCGACCACAUUCGCGAGGGUCGUUUCGGCGAGUGGUUGCGCAAUAACGUGGAUUGGGCAAUCUCCCGCGAGCGUUACUGGGGUACUCCGAUCCGGUGUGGCAGUGCGACACCUAUUUCGACAACUUGCGUGGGCAGCGUAGCCGAUUUGGUCGCUCUGUCGUGUGCAGCAGCCGCCGACAUCGAUCUGCAUCGCCCUUACGUUGACGACAUAACCUGGCGGUGCGCCAGCGAUAACUGCCACGGCACCAUGCGGCGCAUUCCUGAAGUCAUGGAUGCCUGGUUCGAUUCGGGCAUGAUGCCUUACGCCCAAUGGCACUAUCCGUUUGAAAACAUCGAAAUCGACCACGACGGGCGGUUGCCGGCCGAUUACAUCUGCGAGGCCGUCGACCAGACUCGAGGCUGGUUCUACAGCCUGCACGCCCUGUCGACAUUAUUAAAUGAUGAUGUGGCCUACCGCAACGUAAUCUGCCUCGGCCUGAUCCUGGACGGCCGCGGGCGAAAGAUGAGCAAACGGCUCGGCAACGUCGUUGACCCCAUGAGCGUCCUUGACGCCCACGGGCGCCGACGCCCUCCGCUGGUACCUGUUCACCGCAUCACAUCCCGGUGA